This is a messenger RNA of Thamnophis sirtalis, 2333 nucleotides long. The record is from RefSeq and is a predicted model, not a curated record. NCBI's taxonomy places the organism in Eukaryota, Metazoa, Chordata, Lepidosauria, Squamata, Natricidae.
AAGAAGGAUACAGUAUUUCUGUCGUGCUGUCAGCUCCUUGGUAGAUUUGUGGAUGUAUAUAUCAUAUGAAAUUUCUUGAGAAAGGGUUUUAUUUCUGUUGAUUCUUUUUUUUUUUAGACUUCGAAAAUGUCUCCUGAAGAAAAGGAAAAAACUCAAGAACAUAAGAGAAGAGAGAAGAAAAGUGUGAAGAGUUUCAGCGAUGGUCACCAGAAGGAUGUUUCCACCACCCUUUUUCAUGAGAAUCAGACAAAAAGAGGCCAACGAAGCCCAACAAGACAAAAUGAUAAAGAGAUAAAAAGAAAGGCCAAAGCUUCAAAUGUUUCCAGUACCUCUCCUGUUAAAUCGAAGAGAAUUUCUUCUGGGGCUGCUUGGAAUAUUCAGCAGAAGAGCUCUUCGAAAGGUACAGAUAACGUUGGCAUGCAUUCUUACGCACCAUUUAAAAUCAGAAGACAGGAGUCCUCUUCCAAACCUGGUGAAGGUGUUUCACGCAAGAACUAUCCACCUAGAAAGCCUCUGGCUGCAGGACCAAGCCAGACACUUGGAUCCAAAGCCCACGAAGAUCGGCCUCAACGCUCGAUCGUCUUGAAAAGCAAAGAGCGGAAAGCGUCGAAAGGAAACUGCGCUCGCCCCUCUGUCACAUCAGCAGCUGAGAUUUACGGCAGCCAGCGUCCAACCACCGGCAAAAAGAUCAGAAACCAUUUCAGUUCCGAAACGAUGUCCAGGUCUUCUGUCCUGAAAAGGGUCACCGAUCCUAAAACCCACCCUAACGACCCCAGAGGAAAGCUUGUGAAAGGUGCCCAAAGGAACGGGCCUAAAGGCAGCGCUGCACUCCCCCGAACCACUUCCAAAUGCCAUCAGGUCAACUUUGCAAAUUGGGAAUCUCUUGGCUUGGAGAGGGAUGGAGUAAGAGGCUCUGAUGGCAACAGUGAUGACGCCGCUGCGCCUUCCAGAGAGAAAGGUGUGCUCGCAGAAAGACGCAAUGGCGAUUGUGUUUCUACAGUCCAACAAGGGCCACCUUUUCUGCACAAGCUUUGCCAGGAAAUGACUCGAGAAACACCCACCGAUCAGACCAGAAGCGAAUCCAACCGGUCAUCCUCUCCGAAGGAGCUCAGAGAUGUCCGCGCGGGAGAGGAUCACGUCGAUAGCUCGCCAAGUCAAGAACGCGUGUUAGAAUCGGAGUCCUGUAAACGAGAGGCGAUCUGUAUCCCGCCCAGGUCUCCAGCAGGUUGCCGUUGUUCAGAACUGCUAAGUUACUGCGUGUGUGAAAUCGAGGAAGGGCAAGGGAUCGGAUUUCCUGGGAAAACUGCAGCGCUUUUGAAGAGUUUGGACGGGGAGCAAUCCGACGACGAGUUCACCAACUCGUCUCACUCGAGCAGUGCCAGAUCGUCCGGCUGGUCCUACGAGCAGAUGGGUGAAAACAUUACACUGAAGGAGGAUGUCAAUCCCAAGAUGGAAACAUUUCUUCAAAAACUUCUGAAGGCUCCUGAAAAUGGCACCAUCCCGCAGGAGGUGUCCCAUCAGUAUGAAAAACAGAAGUAAAAAUUUUUUUUUGUUAAAUUUUCCUUGCCAAUGACUGCUUUGCAUUUCAUUUGAUGCUCCAGGAGUUUCUAAGAAUGCAGUGCUGCUUUAUAAUGAUUAGCGUUCCACAAUUUUAUAAUAAUUUUGUAAUAAUCUCAAUUUGCUCAAGGAUUUUACAACAAUUUGACAGACCAUUAGAUGAUUAAUAGCAGAUCUCUAGACUUCUCCCCUUCUAGAUCUGUUAGAUAGUAGCUUCCACUGCUCUUAAUCAUUAUGCUCAUUUUAAAAUUCUGCAUUUAUGUAACCUUAAAAAUAAAGUUAGAACUAGUACUUCUAAAUGUGCUUCUUUUCUGGAACAAUACUGAUCAUGAAAACGAGGCCAUCUUUUCCAGACUAGGAAUUUAUUUUUCUGUUUCCCCAAAUUUUAUGAGCGCACACCUCCAAACCGAGAACAGCAUCUUUUAAAACUGAGUUGUGUCUUAAUUGUGUUGUUAUGGCUGCUGCUUCAUUUUAAUCACUCAACUUAAUCCAACUUAACACAAUUUCAAACGUUCACAGCGGUCAAAUCAUCAGUACUAUAUUUUUAUGAUGCUUUCCCCAUUUUUUUUAGCCAAAUAUCGGACUAACUAGAAUGACGGGAAUUGAUUGCAGGUAUAAUAAUACUACGUGCCAACUAUGUAACUUGACAAUGAUGCUACGACAUGGCAAUGAUUUUAUUCCGAUGAAGGCAUUUUGAAUAUCUUUUCUUAUAAAAUGUAUUUUCUUCAUUUUUUUAAAAAAACUGAUCACAAAUAAAAGCAUGUCAUUUCUGCAAA